AUGGUCCAGCUCUUCCCGCCCCGCCACGUCUACUUCCCAUCCACACCCUCGCAUUCCUGCACCGUCAUCCUGCUCCAUGACAUACACAGCACCGGCCCAGAGCUAGCCGCGCGGCUCGCCAUGUCGCAGAUCCAGUCCACGGAAGCCUCUAUUUUUGAACACUUCCCCUCCUGUCGCUGGGUGUUCCCCUCCGCUCAGCCCCGCCAGACAGACACCUGCCAGACCAUCCCGGGGAGCUGGUUCGAGUCGCCCUCCCCAGGGGGACGGCUCGGCCCCGCGGCAAUGGACGGCCUCAGGGAGAGCGUGGCGUACACGCUCCGUAUUGUAGAUGAGGAGAUCAACCGGUUAGCGGGUCGCAGUCGUCGUGUGGUUCUCGGGGGGCUAGGACAGGGGAUGGCUGUCGCAGUGGGCGCGUUACUGUGUGCUCGGGGACGAGUUGGCGGCUUCAUCGGGCUGAACGGGUGGUUUCCGCUUCUGGAGGAGAUGGGCCGCUACGAAGGGGCAGAUGAUGAAGAAAUUCGACAGGCCUUUGUGGAUCAUCUGGGGUUGGAGCUGCUUACUGGAACCUCUGGUAUUCCCGGCCCGGCCGCAACCAAGGCACCAUCGUACGAGCUGCCCGAUUCAACGUGUAAGACACCAAUUCUGUUAAGUUACCUUGAGGCUGAUGCGCGGGUGGGUUUGCGAACUCCUACGUUGGUUCACGACAUGCUGGUUCGACUGGGGUAUGCAAGGAUGGUCUGCAGGCUGUUUCCAGGCUCACGGCCAGGCGAGCGGUGGCUCAAGGACCCUGAACAGUUGGAUGCCGUUGCAGGUUUUCUAGCAGAGGUGCUUGGCCAUUAG
Messenger RNA from Aspergillus clavatus NRRL 1, 840 nucleotides. RefSeq lists its product as uncharacterized. Bases 1 to 840 code for a protein of 279 amino acids. Gene Ontology annotation, cellular component: cytoplasm. NCBI's taxonomy places the organism in Eukaryota, Fungi, Ascomycota, Eurotiomycetes, Eurotiales, Aspergillaceae. The record is from RefSeq and is a predicted model, not a curated record. Gene Ontology annotation, molecular function: carboxylic ester hydrolase activity; palmitoyl-(protein) hydrolase activity. Gene Ontology annotation, biological process: protein depalmitoylation. The transcript has a single exon.